AUGGCGCGCAGGGUGGAACGAACAGUGGGGAAAGCGCCGGAGGAAGCGCGGGCAGCGGAUGAUGUGCUGGAGAACGCGCGGAAGGGCGCGUCGUUUGAUCCGCGCGCAUCUGGUCCGCGUGGCGGCUUCCGCCAAGCGAGCCCGCGGGGCACUGCGGCUAGCAGCCUUGCGGGGUGGCGGGGACUCGCCCGGCAGGGGGACGGAGCGGAACGGAUUGGAGCAGCAGUGGAAGCAUUGGGGGAAGCGGUGGGAUCGGGGGAACCGUGGUUGGGGACUGGGGAGACUUUGGGGAGUUGGGGGAAUGGGGGGUGUGGGGGCAAUGGGGGGAGUGACACGGAUAUAGUAGGCUCCUUCCGCGAUAUAGUGACUCACUCGCGGAGCGGGGAGAGCCUGCGCGACGGGAUUGCGCAUCUGACGGCCGCGGCGGCAGCUGUAGCGCUGCCGUCGCCGCCUGGCGGAUGCGGAAGGGAGGGCGCCGCGGCAGGGCUUGGGGACCGGGCGCGGGACGCGGAGCUGGGAGGACGGGCGGGGGCGGGGGCGGGGGCGGGGGCGGGGGCGGGGGAGGGGAAUGUGAAGAGCGGGGAAUCGUCUUGGCGCAUGGCGAGUCUGAGUCACGAGGAGGGGGAAAGGGGGAAGGAAGGAGAGGAUGGGGAGGUACUAGAGAGAAGAGAUGACGGAGGGGGGAGAGAGACAAGGGACGGAAUGAGGCGAGGAGUGGAAAGAGGGGACGGCGAGGGGUUACGAUGGGAAGAGGAGAGUGGAAGGCGAGAGGGGGAGGUGGGGGAAGGGAAGGAGGGCGGGGAAGAGGGGCUGAGGGUGGGGCGAGAGGGGCUGAGGGUGGGGCGAGAGGGGCUGAGGGUGGGGCGAGAGGGGCGAGAAAGGCAGAGCACAGCAGCGGAGGGGAUGCAAGACAUGCUCUUGCUGCAGGCAGAGCAACAGGAGGAGGAGCAUCAACAGCGGGAGGAGGGGCGUCAGGGGGGUGGGAUGGAAGCGGGAGGGACGGAAAGCGAUUCUCUAGCAGACACAGAACGAGUAGCAGCAGAUGCGGAAGCAGGGUUUGGCACGGUAUCAGGCACGGUAUCAGGCACGGUACCAGGCACGGUACCAGGCACAAUAUCAGGCACGGUAUCAGGCACGGUACCAGGCACGGUACCAGGCACGGUAUCAGGCACGGUACCAGGCACGGUAUCAGGCACGGUACCAGGCACGGUAUCAGGCACGGUGUCAGGCACGGUAUCAGGCACGGUACCAGGCACGGUAUCAGGCACAGAAUCACACCCGUCAGGUGCAGAAUCAGGCAGAGCUGAGACAGGGGUUGACACAGGGGAAAGCCUUUCAGCAGCAGAUGCAGCAGAAGCGGGGAAACCUGCCGGCAUUUCCGCAGCAGAGGCAGGGGUUCACACAGAAUCAAAGGCAGCAGGAGCAGAAUCAGGCAGAGCAGAGACAGGGGUUGACACAGGGGGGAGCCCAUCAGGUGCAGUAUCAGACGCAACAGAAGCAGGGAGACCUGCCGGCAGGAGUGGGGGCCGUGCUGGCACGAGCAAGAGCAGCAGGACAGGGCGCCGCGUGCAGUUCAGUGAUGUGGUGAGGGUGAGACGCGUGCUUGUGGCCUGCCCCAGCAGUGACUCUGCCGGGCCUGACGCUGAGCCUAACGGGAUUGAUUCCGAGCGUGAUGCCGAGCCUGAUGCCAAGUCCGAUGAUGAGCCUGAUGGUGGCUUUGAUGCCGAGCCUGAUUCCGAGCCUGCCGCUGAGGCUUGGGGUGGCUGUGAUGGGGUUUUGGAUGGUGACUUGGGUUCUGUUGCCGACCCUGCUGCUGAUUGUGCUGAUGGUGUUUCUGCCAAUGAUGGUGAUGUUGAUGAUGCUGACAAAAUGACAGUUGAAGGAGAUAUGGCUUUUAGGGGAAAGCUUGUAAUAUUAUCAGAAGGGGUUGGAGAAAGAGGGGGUGCUUUCGAGCGAAGCGUGCGAGCUGGGCGUGCGAAGAUCGCUGCUUCAGAGCCUUCCUCCUAG
Molecule: messenger RNA, 2007 nt
Organism: Closterium sp. Yama58-4
Lineage: Eukaryota; Viridiplantae; Streptophyta; Zygnematophyceae; Desmidiales; Closteriaceae
Source: the annotation of a GenBank genome assembly